AAACGGAGAAAAGUGCACGUGGGAGCCGAGGCCGCCCAGGCGUGUCCGGGUGGGGGCCUGUUCCCGGAGAAGCCAUGGCGUCGCUCAGUUGUAGCACCGUCGUCUGCGUGAUAUGCUUGGAGAAACCCAAAUACCGCUGCCCCGCCUGCCGCGUACCUUACUGUUCGGUGACUUGCUUCCGGAAGCAUAAAGAGCAGUGCAAUCCUGAAACUCAUCCUGGCGAGAAAAAAAUAAGAUCAGCUGCUAUUGUAAAAAGUAUAAAGCCUGUGGAAGAUGAAGAUGACGAUGACUCUGUAGGUGAUUUUCUCAAUAGUGAUGAGGAAGAAGACAGAGUUUCUUUGCAGAAUUUAAAGAAUUUAGGGGAGUGUGCAGCAUUAAGAAGCUUACUGCUCAACCCACACCUUAGAGAGUUGAUGGUCAGCCUUGACCAGGGGGACAACAAGGCAAAGCUCAUGAAAGCCUGCAUGCAGGAGCCUUUGUUCGUGGAGUUUGCUGACUGCUGUUUAAGGAUUGUGGCACCGCCCCAGAACGAGGAUUCCUAAAGCGGAUUUAUUAUGCUACUCAGUCAGGCUUCUGCUUGACUCAGAAUCUGCCUGCUCCCUCUUAUAGGAACCCAGCUAGUAUGGGGCCCUGAGCAAGUGAUUUUCAGGAUGAAGACCUGCUGACAUCGGGUAGGCCAUGCACAGCUUCACCUCCCUUGAUGUGGGCUUGUCUCAGGCACAUGGGGGCACUCAGUGUGGCAAACCCUUUAUGGGAAGAAAAUUUGACAUUCAGAUGGUUGUUUUUAAAUGUUUAAUUUUUGGUACAGUUAAGAUAGACAUCAUGAGUGAUAUUUAUCAAGUUUCACACCCAUUUGAGUUAAAACUUGCUCAGUUAAUAAAAUCAAGGCAUGGUUGUAUGGUACACUGCAUUGCUCAUUAUAGGUUUAUAAGCGAAUGCUUGAAAUUACAUUAAAUAAGUCAACAAUGUAUUAAAUAGUAAAGUUUUGUUCCCUUUAAGGAACUAAAUGCAGAAUUCUGCCAGCCAAAACUUUAGAGCUAAUAUCAAGCUGACUUCCCUGCUGGUGGGGACCAGGGGGUGCCUCACUGUCCUGAUGGACACUGCUGAGUUAUCUGUGAAGGUAGUGAAGUAUAGUGGAGUUCUCCGUGGCCCUGAUGUUUUCUUAGCCUUGGCUGGUACUAACCCUGACGACUGUCAGGGCUUGAAGUGCAGACAGGAGCCCAGCCCAGUGGUGCAGUCACUGCUGCAGCCCUUGGCAUGCAGGUGGCAGCAUUGCCUCUCGUGUGGUUGGAGUCACUGUGGGAGAUUGAUUAAAUGUCUUUGGCAAGGCAGCUGGCAAGAAAAGGCCUUAGAGAAUAAAGGCACCAGUGAUCACCCAACUAGGUGAGGAUGGAAGGUGAGAGAUCACACGUGGCCCAGCCUGUCAUUCCAGCAGAAUCUGAUUAAAGCCAGUAACGCUGUAGGGUGAAGGCUCAGGGCAGAUGUCAGCAUAGCGCAGUGGAGACUUUCUGCAGUGAAACUUUAUGGAGCCCUGGGGAGAGAGGCAGCUUAAUUCCAGCUCCCAGGAGAGCUGGGGGCCUAAAGGCACCUUACAGAGCAAAUGCUAGAAAUGCUGAGAGGUGUGGACAAGCAAGUGUGGACAGUCCCUGACUUAUGAUGGUUCAAAAGCACUUAUGUAUUUGGUAGAAACCAUACUCUAAAAUUUUGAAUUUGGAUCUUUCCCUGGCAUGAUACUUGGGGUGCUGGGCAGUGGCAGCCAGCCACAGCUCCCAGCCACCCACACGAGCAUGAGGGCCAAUAACUGCUGUACUUCAAACCAUUCUCCUGUUAACUUUAAGUGGUAUUCAGUAAAUCACAUGAGGUAUUCACUUUAUUAUGAAAGAGGCUUUGUAUUAGGUAUUUGCCCAACUGUAGCCUCGUGUAAGUGUUCUGAGCACAUUUAGGGUAGGCUAAGCUACGAUGUGCAGUAUAGGUGUAUUAAAUACAUUUCGACUUCCA
Molecule: messenger RNA, 1998 nt
Organism: Manis javanica (Malayan pangolin)
Lineage: Eukaryota; Metazoa; Chordata; Mammalia; Pholidota; Manidae
Gene: ZNHIT3
Product: zinc finger HIT-type containing 3
Biological process (GO): box C/D snoRNP assembly; maturation of LSU-rRNA from tricistronic rRNA transcript (SSU-rRNA, 5.8S rRNA, LSU-rRNA); snoRNA localization
Cellular component (GO): pre-snoRNP complex; nucleus
Molecular function (GO): protein binding
Source: RefSeq, a predicted model, not a curated record